UUACAAUAUGCAUUAAAAGAACGAAACAGGUGUACAUAAGUGUUUUUGUUAAUUAAUGUUUUUGCUCUUAAACUAUUUUUUUAAAAUAUAUUUCUAAAAAACGAAGAAAAUAUGAUGCCAUUGUAAUAUAUCUUGCCGCAAAUAUUAAAAUUGCCAAUACUCAAAAGUUAAGAUAUGAUAUUCUUAACAAAAACGGAACUUGCCUUUUAUUUUCUAAUCAACAUUUCAUUUUUGAUAUACGGUUGUUAUAGUUUAAUUUUGGUACGAGAUAAAAUCCUUGAAAAUGCUGCUGUUGGAUUUGAGAAAGGAUGGGAGUUUCUUGGUCAUCCUUAUGAUAAUGCGGGCUGGGAAUUUGAAUGCUUCAAAACAUACCUAAUACGUAAUUUUAUAUGGUAUUUGAUACAUAUGUUAGCCGCAGAGUUGAUCAAAUGUUUUAAUUCAAAAUUUGUUCCUGCCAUGCAUUUUGCUGUUACUGCAACAUUUUUACUUUUUACGUUUAAAAUUAAUUUUCAAAUAACAAUACUAGCACAAUUGAUUACUUUUUAUGUAUUUCGAAAUAUUCAAUCGAAAUUUUUGACCUGGACACUUGGAGUGCUUUGGAUAAUUUAUAUUAAUACUAUAACGCCCGGUGCUGCAUUACAUGAAGAUUUCAAUAUAUAUUUUGAAACAUACAAGUUUGUUGUUCUAUUGGCUUGGAAUAUUUUACGGGGUCUUAGUUUUAUCUUAGAUAGACAAGAAGCACUUAAAAAUAAUAUUGGAUUGAAACAAUGGAAUUUAUUAGAUUUUAUGCGUUAUGCCGGUUAUAUGUUUUAUUUUCCAACAUUUAUUUUUGGUCCAUUCAUUAUUUAUGGUCGAUACUCACAAUUAUUUAGCGAUAAUUUUCGAGAAAAGGAUGUUAUAGAAAGAUUGAAAAAUUUAAUAUUUGGUUUAUUGAGAAUUGGAUUUUGGAUAUUAUUUGUAAAUGUAUCAUUGCACUUUUUUUACUUUUACUAUUUACAAUAUGAUCAUGAAGCUGUUCUCGUUUUAAGCUCACUGGGUCUGUAUGGAUUUGGAUACUUAAUGGGACUCUAUUUCCAAAUACAUUAUAUAAUAACAUAUGGCUUAGGAAUAACAUUUUUAAAAUAUGACAGUAUUAGCCCACCAAGGCAACCAAUUUGUAUAGCACGCGUUCAUUUCUAUUCUUAUAUGUGGCGUUAUUUUGACGAGGGACUAUAUGAGUUUUUACUGAAGUAUAUUUAUAUGGAAUUACAAACAAGAUCAUCUUCAGGUUUACGGAAACUAUUUGCUAGCUUUGUCACUUUUGUAUUUAUAUUUAUUUGGCAUGGAUUAUCAUAUGUAAUAUUUGUAUGGUCUGCAUUAAACUUUUUAUGUGUUGUAAUAGAAAAAGUUUUUAAAGAAUUUUGGAAAUCAGAUUUUUUUCAAAAUAACGUCACCUCACGACUCUCUGUUAACAACCAGAAAAGGCUUUAUGGUUUACUCGGAUGUCAUAUAUACAUACCAUCAAUAAUGUCAAAUUUUUAUUUCUUUGCUGGAACCGCUACAGGACAUCAUUUUAUGAUAACGACAUAUACUAGUGGAUUAAAACAUUAUUUAAUUUUGACAGCAGUUUGUUAUUGUAUAUUUCAAACUUCUGAAUGGAUAUUUCAAAUAGAAGCAAAUAAGAAGAAAAAAGAACUAAAAUAAAAUUUACGUUCGUCAUUGGUUUUGUGGUCGUCAUUGAUCAUCACGACAUUAAAUCAAAGUAAACGGAUGAAAUAAGUAAACUGCAGCAAGUCUUAAUUUGAAGAUUGAAAAUUUGAAUAAACAUAUUUUUACAUA
Condylostylus longicornis is the source of this 1818-nucleotide messenger RNA. RefSeq names its product protein-cysteine N-palmitoyltransferase Rasp (gene rasp). The record is from RefSeq and is a predicted model, not a curated record. Gene Ontology annotation, molecular function: palmitoyltransferase activity. The transcript is spliced from 6 exons. Gene Ontology annotation, biological process: protein palmitoylation. The coding region runs from base 175 to 1683 and encodes 502 amino acids. Gene Ontology annotation, cellular component: endoplasmic reticulum. Lineage: Eukaryota; Metazoa; Arthropoda; Insecta; Diptera; Dolichopodidae.